Propithecus coquereli (Coquerel's sifaka) is the source of this 1924-nucleotide messenger RNA. RefSeq names its product Enah/Vasp-like (gene EVL). Gene Ontology annotation, molecular function: SH3 domain binding; actin binding; profilin binding. The transcript has 14 exons. The record is from RefSeq and is a predicted model, not a curated record. Bases 173 to 1432 code for a protein of 419 amino acids. Gene Ontology annotation, biological process: positive regulation of actin filament polymerization; actin polymerization or depolymerization; protein homotetramerization. Gene Ontology annotation, cellular component: cytoskeleton. NCBI's taxonomy places the organism in Eukaryota, Metazoa, Chordata, Mammalia, Primates, Indriidae.
ACUUGGGUUUGUUUCCCCUUUGUCUCUGGUUCAGCUUCCUUUUCCUGUUUUGGCUUUAAGUAGUCUAAAAAUCAAGUUGCCUUCAGAGGGUCUGUGGUCCUCUGAUCAAGGCAGCCUUAGGGGAAUAUAGGACUCACCUCCUCAGGGUUCCCUGUGCACCAGCCUCUCAGCCAUGGCCACGAGUGAACAUAGUAUCUGCCAAGCUCGGGCUUCUGUGAUGGUCUACGAUGACACCAGUAAGAAAUGGGUACCCAUCAAGCCUGGCCAGCAGGGAUUCAGCCGGAUCAACAUCUACCACAACACUGCCAGCAAUACCUUCAGAGUCGUUGGAGUCAAGCUACAGGAUCAGCAGGUUGUGAUCAAUUAUUCAAUCGUGAAAGGGCUGAAGUACAAUCAGGCAACACCGACCUUCCACCAGUGGCGAGAUGCCCGCCAGGUCUACGGCCUAAACUUUGCAAGUAAGGAAGAAGCAACCACAUUCUCCAAUGCAAUGCUGUUUGCCCUGAACAUCAUGAAUUCCCAAGAAGGAGGCCCCUCCAGCCAGCGUCAGGUGCAGAAUGGCCCCUCUCCUGAUGAGAUGGACAUCCAGAGAAGACAAGUGAUGGAGCAGCAGCACCAGCAGCAACGGCAGGAAUCUCUAGAGAGAAGAACCUCGGCCACAGGGCCCAUCCUCCCACCGGGGCAUCCCUCUUCUGCAGCCAGCGCCCCCCUCUCAUGUAGCGGGCCUCCACCCCCACCCCCACCCCCUGUCCCGCCUCCACCCACGGGGGCCACCCCGCCGCCCCCACCCCCACUGCCAGCCGGAGGAGCCCUGGGGGCCAGCCAGGACGAGAGCUCCGUGUCAGGACUGGCCGCCGCCCUGGCCGGGGCCAAGCUGAGGAGAGUCCAGCGGCCAGAAGAUGCAUCCGGAGGCUCCAGUCCCAGCGGGACCUCAAAGUCCGAUGCCAACCGGGCAAGCAGCGGGGGUGGCGGAGGAGGCCUCAUGGAGGAAAUGAACAAACUGCUGGCCAAAAGGAGAAAAGCAGCCUCCCAGACAGACAGGCCAGCUGACAAAAGGGAAGAUGAAAGCCAAACGGAAGAUCCUAGCACCUCCCCAUCUCCAGGGACCCGAGCAUCUAGCCAGCCACCUAACUCCUCAGAGGCUGGCCGGAAGCCCUGGGAGCGGAGCAACUCGGUGGAGAAACCUGUGUCCUCGUUACUGUCCAGAACCCCGUCUGUGGCAAAGAGCCCCGAAGCUAAGAGCCCCCUUCAGUCGCAGCCUCACUCUAGGAUGAAGCCUGCCGGGGGCGUCAGUGACGUGGCCCUGGACGCCUUCGAUCUGGACCGGAUGAAACAGGAGAUCCUAGAGGAGGUGGUCAGAGAGCUUCACAAGGUGAAGGAGGAGAUCAUCGACGCCAUCAGGCAGGAGCUGAGCGGCAUCAGCACCACGUAAACGGCGCCGAGACGUCGAGGCCGUCGGGAGGACAGCGAGGCGCCCAUCCAGCCCCAGCCUCCAGCACACGCAGAGCUGCACGGAGCUUGGAAGCGCUUCAUUUAACAGUCUUAACCUGUGAUAAAAUAUUAAAAUGAGGAAACAAAGUUCAGUUCCAGGAUUUUUUUAGAUUCUACCUGACACAGAACACCAGGUCUACUCGUCUUUUUUGUAUUUUAUAUUUGCUUAUUUAAGUGUACAUUUCUUUUGGGUUAUAGAGAGGACACCCCGAUCCCCCACCCCCACCAAAUCACCUGCUUCAUUAGAUGGUUUCCAAGUUUUCUCCUAGGUGACGCUCUUAGCGCCUCUGCUGGCUAUGAUGGCCAGGCACAGCGUGGUGUCACCACACAGCAGAGCUGUCUGAGCGCAGCUCUGUCCCCAGCAAUCAUGGUGUUGAAACUGUCCGUGCACCGUGGUGUCUGUGUCCACACGGUAAUAAACGGUUUACUGUCC